Molecule: messenger RNA, 1914 nt
Organism: Odontomachus brunneus
Lineage: Eukaryota; Metazoa; Arthropoda; Insecta; Hymenoptera; Formicidae
Exons: 3
Coding region: 145-354 (69 amino acids)
Source: RefSeq, a predicted model, not a curated record
CGGUGCAGUGGUUGAUCGUUUGGCGCAGCCGCAGGUGAGAUGGCGCUGGCGCCUUGGAGAACUGUCUCAGUGAAAAUGGAGCCGCUCGAGUGAAGGUGGGUGAUUCUGUGCGCGCGUGAGCCCGGAAAGUGCUAUUAUUCGGAGAUGUGGCAGGAUCUGGGCGGUCUGAGCGGCGUAGGAGUGAAUUCCGGUGCUCAUCAGGUCGAAUUCGGAACGGCAGAACUGACUCCCGAGCAACAAAAGAUCCUGAUAGACAUAAGGCGGAAGAAAACCGAGUUGCUGCUCGAGAUACAAAUAGCCUGCCGCUUACUCAUCGCGCUCGUCCCACGCGUACGUUCAUCACGAGAAUGCUGAACGCAUACGCUGCGACAGACCUCGGAUUCCGAAAAGGUCAUCAAAUGACCCCGUGCCCGCACCCUCGAAAACGCCGUCGCCACUUACUCAUCGCAUUCGCAUAUCCGACGUGCUGAAGGCGCCAACCAUCUCGGCAGUAGCGGAUUCCGAAAAGGUCACCAAAUGACCCUGCAAAAGUGCUCUUGCAGUCGUAGCGAAAAUUAUCUAGAUACGAGAAAUCAAGUAAGAUUGAUAAAUGACUAGCAAACAUUGCGAUAUCAUAUAUGUUUUGCGUUUAAUCAAAACAGAUGACAAAGGCAGAAUUUCUGUCUGUGAUAUUUAGCAAGAAAGUUUCUCUCUGUGGCGACCAUACAGACGAACUCUAGAACCCAAAACAUCAAAAGUAUUGGAUUAAAGAGACGCAAGAAAUGCAUUCAGUAAGACAGAAGAUGUGAUUAAAUGAUUAAUAGUUUAGGUAAUGAAAAAUUAAAUGAGUUGUCUUUUUAUUGUGUUUUAAAAGAUUUAAAAUAAAAGCCUGAGGAAGUUUUGCUAAUCCGGUCUACUUAAACCUAACCCUCUCUCCUCACUCAGGCUUUUAUACACGUUCUUCCACAUAAACACAGAUACACAAUCCUCUUUAUUCGCAUUCUCCAAAUACAAAUACGGCUUCUGUCUCUGGAUUUGAUUUUUGUGGUAGACCCUUUAAUCCGACUUUAUAUAAUCUACCCAAGUCUCUCUUCCCCCGUAUACACACUUGUUAUAUCUUCUCUUACACACAUACACACAAACACACUUCUUCUUCCUCCACCUCUCCUCCAAAAUUCACAAAGAUGCGUUUUUAGUAGCUCUAUAUCGAAUUUUUUAGAUCAUAUUCUUAGUCAAUUUUUGAAGGUUCUAGAAAUACCAGCACAUUUCCAUAUUUGCUCAUAACUUCUGUAAAAAUGAUCAAAAUUCAAUGUUUUUUAAUCAAUGCAGAAAACAUAGAGGAAUAUGAAUAGAUCCAUCAUAUUUUAGAGAUAAAGUUGAAAAAAAUUAUAAUGAAAAAAUAAGACGUAUGUUUUUAAGGAUGGCAAACGUUUGAAAAGUUGGACUGGAUAAAUUUUACUCAUGUCUAAGGUUGUAAAGUUAAAACCAGUCGCACAGUCUUCUUUUAAAAAUUGACUGUGAUAAAAAAAGACCAACGACGUGAAACAUACGAAUAUAUAAUCGUUACAUUCACCUAAAUUUGCUCGUAGAUAUUGCUAAAAAAUGUUGCUGCUAUAAAUUCUAAAUGUGUCACAAACAAUUUUUUCUAGCAGAUACAAAAAACUGUGAUAAACUUAAGUGCGACAUUUAGAAUUCUAUCUGGGCCAGCAAAAUAUUUUUUUGAGUGUCCGCCGAGACUUCGGCCUUUUCGAAUAACGCGCUCCACGCGCGUCCUUGCUGUGCGACACUUGGGAUAAAUCUAGACGAAAUCGGGGACGCAGUAGUACGCCCGAUGGGUCUGUCGCGUACAUUCCGCCGCGUAUGUAAACAUCUGGUGGAUACGGGCAGAGUCUCGUGAAUCGCGAGCCUUCAGGGUCGUCACUCUGCUUAAACUCG